Molecule: messenger RNA, 832 nt
Organism: Lottia gigantea (owl limpet)
Lineage: Eukaryota; Metazoa; Mollusca; Gastropoda; Lottiidae
Exons: 2
Coding region: 1-816 (271 amino acids)
Biological process (GO): protein homooligomerization
Molecular function (GO): protein binding
Source: RefSeq, a predicted model, not a curated record
AUGUCCUCACCCGUGACUUCACGGCCAUCUUCAGCAACAACGCCUAAUGGUCAUUUUCCCAAGAUAGGGUUAUCAGGUGUUCCAUGUCCAGCCACACCAACUAGAUAUACAGCGCCAGUUCAUAUUGAUGUUGGUGGUGUAAUUUAUACAUCGUCUUUAGAGACUUUAACCAGAUAUCCAGAAUCUAGAUUAGCUAGAAUGUUUAAUGGUAGUAUCCCGAUAGUACUAGAUAGUUUAAAGCAACAUUAUUUCAUAGAUCGAGAUGGUAAAAUGUUCAGAUAUAUCCUUAAUUAUCUACGUUCUCAGAAACUUCUUUUACCCACUAACUUUAAUGAAUUUGACCAGCUUUUGGAAGAAUCAAGAUUUUAUGAUAUAAAUGGCAUGGCUAAAGAGGUUGAAAUGUUAAGAGCUUCUAAACUUGGGAUGAAAUUGCCGCAUCAGAUUAAAACAGAACCGAAUACAUCUACUACAACAACCCCCACUACAUGUACCAGUGAAUUCUAUGAUUGUAUUGCUGUAAGUAUCAGUCCAGACCUAGGGGAACGGAUCAGUCUUAGUGCAGAACGAGCCUUGAUUGAGGAGGUUUUCCCAGAGUUGUCGUCAGCCUUGGUAGAUACUCGGAAUUCCGGCUGGAAUAUGGACAAUCGGUAUAUAAUUCGUUUUCCAUUAAAUGGUUUCUGUAAAUUGAACUCAGUGCAAGUUAUUUUGAGAUUAUUAAAUUAUAAUUUUAAAAUCAUCGCAUCAACGGGCGGGGGAGUUGAGGGACAACAGUUUAGUGAAUACUUGUUUUGUAGAAACUGUAAAGCUAUUUGUUGAAAGUGAAUUUUAAACU